GUCAAAGCGCGGGCCGGGCCCUCCUUCCAAGAACGCGUGGACGCGGCGCUGAAGGGCAUCAACGCGAAGACUCAUGCACUUGAGUCGGAGCAGCGCAAAGCGCUGCAGGCGGCGGUGGAAAAAGGGCGCUCGCGACCGACCUCCGCGCCCGUGCGCCCGAACAGGCUCUCCCCGAACCAGCAGGCGAUGCUCCAGGACCGAAUCAAGAAGAUGAAGGAGCAAGACGAGGCCUACAAGAAGCAGAUGGCGGACAUGCGGAAGAAGAUGAACGAGCGCGAGCCGCUUUUCCGCUUGUCCGACGUCCAGGCCGGCUUCGAGAUGCUGAGGCUGCAGCAGGAAGAGCGCCGUCGUGAACUCCAGCAGGAGGAGCACGAGCGAUGGGCACAUCUCCGAAACGUGGAGGAGAGCGCUUUCCAGCGGCCUCUGCUGAUCGAAGACUUCAACUACCGGCCUCCGCGUGCGGAGUCGGCUCCGACCUUGCGGCUUCAGCCGGACCCGGAGAGCGAG
Messenger RNA from Symbiodinium sp. CCMP2456, 507 nucleotides. NCBI's taxonomy places the organism in Eukaryota, Dinophyceae, Suessiales, Symbiodiniaceae. The record is from the annotation of a GenBank genome assembly.